Messenger RNA from Apiotrichum porosum, 714 nucleotides. RefSeq lists its product as uncharacterized. Lineage: Eukaryota; Fungi; Basidiomycota; Tremellomycetes; Trichosporonales; Trichosporonaceae. The transcript has a single exon. The record is from RefSeq and is a predicted model, not a curated record. The coding region runs from base 1 to 714 and encodes 237 amino acids.
AUGGGCCAAACCCGCCGCCACAUCCCUCUCCACCCGGACCCCCCCAACCCAGGUUCCUCCUCCCGCACCUUCCCCCCUCCCCUUCCCCCUCCCCCUCUCAAAGCAUUCACAUUCUCCCCUUCCUCCCUCCUCGCCGCACACCAACACGCCGCACUCGCCUACCUCGCCGCGGACCGGAUCCACACCCUCACCUCACGACCCCCGGCCGCCACCACCUCGCAACCCGCACAACACCAGUGGCUGUCCGACACGCGCACGAACCAGCUCGCCGCCAUCGCCACCAUCGGGCACACGGCGCGGUGUGCGCUGUCCAUCGCGUCGUGCCCCACCGCCGCCACGCUGACGCUUGCGGGCGCGCUUGCGGGCGCGUCCGCCGACUCGAUCGCCGACCUCGUCCUCCUGAGCACCAUUGCCAACGCGCGUCCAGACGCAGUGGUGCGCUGCGCCAUGCCCGAGUUUAAGCGGCGCGGGAUGCAUGUCGCUGGGUUGGGAACGCUGGGGGUGUUCCUUGGAGAGUGUUUCCGGGGCUGCGAGGUAGAGUAUGAUGCUGCGUUUGUGGAUGGGUUUGAGGUGGAUGAGGAUAGGGCGUGGUGGUGGUGGAAGCGUGGGCGCGGGGGAGAAGACGGGGUGGAGGAGGAGGAGGAGGAGGUCGGGUCCAACGGGGACGACGACGGGGUCGAGGAGUGGGGCAACUUUCUGGAUGAGUGUGUGUAG